UUCUCGUCACCUGAUGCACAAAUGCUCGAGUGAAAGAUCUGCACUGUUCCUCGCUGUGUUUACUAUACAAUGGAAGUGCCAACAAACGGCUCAAGUUUUGGGAUCGACUCUUUGCUCUCCCACAGACCUACGAGUCCUCGCGUCUCCACAGCAGGCGCUUUAACGGGAGACUGUCGCUCUCCGGCCUCCAGCCCGCGUUCGGAGAUGGACAGUGACUGCUCGUCUCCACCGUCCCCGAGGCGAGAAUCUGAGCCCGGGUCUCCGUUAGUAAUGUCUCAACCGAGGACAGUGACCUCCUCUUUUUUAAUCCGGGACAUUCUGGCGGACUGCAGGCCGCUUGCCGCCUGCGCACCGUACAGCAACAGCGGAGACUCAGUGCGCGAGACCGAGGACUACACCGACAGACUGCACAGCAACUCAUCAUCGGAUUGUGAAUUUCGGGCCAAAGAUGAACCAGAAAGGGAAAUCUCCAGCAGCAGAGAGAGUCCGUCCUCACGGCUGAAGAAACCCCGCAAAGCACGCACAGCCUUCACCGACCACCAACUCGCGCAACUCGAGCGCAGUUUUGAGCGCCAGAAAUACCUGAGUGUUCAGGACCGCAUGGAGCUCGCGGCCUCUCUCAACCUCACCGACACGCAGGUCAAGACCUGGUACCAGAACCGCAGGACAAAGUGGAAGCGACAGACGGCAGUUGGUUUGGAGCUCCUUGCCGAAGCAGGAAACUACUCUGCUCUUCAGAGAAUGUUCCCGUCGCCGUAUUUUUAUCCACAGAGCAUAGUGUCCAGUUUGGACCCGGGAGCAGGACUGUAUUUUUACAGAGGACCCACUGCGGCACCUCCAGCGCUACAGAGGCCGCUCGUACCUAGAGUUCUGCUGCAGGGUGGAGCUGAGCCCCAGCUGUCCCCGCAUCUGUCCACGCACAUGUCCCCACUCACUGCUGCGUUACCGAGACCCACACCGCAGCGGUGAACGGUUCAGGAUCGUCAGGAAGGACAAAGUGAGAAGCGGUUUACAGCUGAGCAACAGCAGGACGCAUAACAGUGGACGUGCACAAGAACGUUCUUUGCGUUUCCGAGAUUAAUCCACUGCACAAACCGCAUUGUUUGCGAACUUUGUAUAAAGUUCUCUCAUGGGUGAAAUCAAGCCUUUUGAUUGGCUGCUGAUCCCGCGCGCGGUUUUACCCUGAACUGAAAUCAGGCUGUAAAGACAGAACUGAUGGUCCGACAAACCAAAUAUUUCAGAUUUCAGCUGUCUGAUUACCAGAAACUGUCUGCCAAAUAAUUCAAAUAAGAACAAGAAAA
Tachysurus vachellii is the source of this 1301-nucleotide messenger RNA. RefSeq names its product BarH-like homeobox 1a (gene barhl1a). Lineage: Eukaryota; Metazoa; Chordata; Actinopteri; Siluriformes; Bagridae. Gene Ontology annotation, molecular function: DNA-binding transcription factor activity, RNA polymerase II-specific; RNA polymerase II transcription regulatory region sequence-specific DNA binding. Gene Ontology annotation, cellular component: nucleus. The record is from RefSeq and is a predicted model, not a curated record. The transcript is spliced from 3 exons. Gene Ontology annotation, biological process: regulation of transcription by RNA polymerase II. The coding region runs from base 70 to 969 and encodes 299 amino acids.